This is a messenger RNA of Nicotiana tabacum (common tobacco), 1193 nucleotides long. RefSeq names its product E3 ubiquitin-protein ligase RMA3. Gene Ontology annotation, molecular function: metal ion binding; ubiquitin protein ligase activity. Gene Ontology annotation, biological process: ubiquitin-dependent protein catabolic process. Gene Ontology annotation, cellular component: endoplasmic reticulum. Lineage: Eukaryota; Viridiplantae; Streptophyta; Magnoliopsida; Solanales; Solanaceae. The record is from RefSeq and is a predicted model, not a curated record.
UUUACACCCCAUUCGUUGCUACAUUUGCUCUCCUUAUCUUCCUUCAUAACUUCAUUUCUCCUCCAAAAUCACUUCCGGCGACACUUUUUUUUUGGGAUUCGCCGUUGAUAAUCUCCUCGUCCACGCGAUUCAGUCGCCGUUCAUACUCUUCCGUUAUCCCACGCGCCGAUUCUAUGGAUCUAGAACAAUCUUUUGGUGAACCUAUAAUCAGUUUUGGAUCUGAUGAAGACGUUUCCCUUAAAGCGAGGAACUCAGUUCCGGUUCCAACGGCAAACUCUGGAAAUAUAAUGGGAUGUUUCGAUUGCAACAUUUGUCUCGAUUCAGCUCAUGAUCCUGUAGUCACCCUCUGCGGUCACCUCUACUGCUGGCCUUGCAUUUACAAGUGGCUCCAAGUUGAGAACUCAAACCCCGGAUCAGAAGAGACACCUAAAUGUCCGGUCUGCAAAGCUCACAUCUCAAACUCCUCACUGGUACCUCUCUAUGGCCGCGGAACAUCAUCAGCAGAACACCGAUCCACUGAGUCUCAAGUUGAUGUGGCCAUACCUCGCCGUCCCCCAGCCAUUUGGACAACCACACAAGUCAAUACAUCAUCGCCAACUUCUCACGUUCAUCAACAACUUCAUCACACUUCUUUGUAUUAUCCCCACGCUUUUGGUGGCUUUUCGGCUAUAGCUCCAUCUAGCGUUGGAGGCACUGCGAUGACUAGUUUAUUCAGCCCAAUGGUUGUGAUGUUCGGAGAAAUGUUCCUCACGAGGAUGUUGGGGGGCUCGGAUGCAAGUUCGUUUUCAUAUCCUUAUCCGGGGUCGUAUCCCAUCCCGGGAGGUGGUAGCUCUAGAAUGAGAAGGCAAGAAAUGCAGGUGGACAAGUCUCUUAACAGAGUAUCCACCUUUCUCUUCUGUUGCUUCAUCUUGUGCCUUCUCCUAUUCUGAUUAUAGUAUCAUAUUUCUUCAUCACUGUAUAGAUGUACAAAUGUGACUGUGCUUACCAGCAGUCGGGCAUGUAGUUGAUAGUAAAAAAGAAAAGAAAAAAGAACAGACUUAUAGUGAUUAAACAGAAAAGGCUCUAUACCUUGCAAUUUGCAAAGGUUUAUUUUAUCCUUUCUAGGGCCUUAUCCACACAGUUUAUAUAUGCUAAUCAUCGUUCGAACUUGAGUGUGAUAUGAAGAUAUAUAUCUGCGCGAAUUCUUUGAAUUA